CCUCAGCAAAGAGACUCCAUUUUUCAUGUCGUACAACGCAGAUUCGUCAGAAACCUGUCUCUUUAUUCUUUUAAUUUAAAAACAAAUAGUUAGAAGCUAAAAGCUUCACACUUAUGGAAAGGAGUCAGUAAAAUUAAAAUAUAUUCCGUAAUAUUUGGAUUUAUUUUGAGAGAUUAUGGAAUUUGAAUCUCCAGGUGGCAUUUCUAUAUUCAUGUGCAAAAUCUGCAACUUGUUCUCCCCAAACCAAAGUGAGCUGUUAGCACAUUUUUCUGAAAAACAUGUGACUGAAAGUCUGAAUCCUAAUGACAUAAUCGUCCCUUUAAGACCACUGUCAUCAACUCUUCAACUGGAAAAAGGCACAGAGGAAUGCCAUGUAAUAAAAAGGAAAAGAGGAAGGCCAAAAGGUUCUACUAAGAAGUUUUAUGUAGAGGAGGAAUUGGUAAAUAAAAAUACAAAGCACACCGAAGAAGUCCAGCCUGAGGAACAAGAAGUGGCUUCUGAAGACCCUGGAAUUUUAGAAUGUCGGAAAUGUUGUCGAAAGUUUUGCAACAAAAGACAGCUGAAGAAGCACAUCUGUAUCAUGGAACUCGAAGAAGAUGGUGAUGAUGAAGAAGAAAAGUAUAAUGACUCAACAGUUAGACUAACAUGUGGGGAUAAAGAUGAAGAUAUAGAGAGGCCACCAAAAAAGGCACGAAUUCAGAGAUCAGAAAAAGUAUGUUUAAGUAAAGAUCCUGAUCAAUCAAGUGGAGCAAAGCAACCAAUUAUCAGUGUGGUUCUUACGGCACAUGAAGCUAUCCCAGGUGCUACAAAAAUUGUUCCAAUUGAGGCUACUCCAGCAGAAAUUGCUCCAGCAGUAGAACCUAACACUAGCGCUCAAGAUACAGGGGCUAAAAGAGGCUACCAAGAGUAUUCUAUACAGCAAGCAUCAUUUGAGAAACCAAUGAAAUCAAACAGGUUGGGACAGACACAGCUGAAAAUAUUCACUUGUGAAUAUUGCAAUAAGGUAUUUAAAUUUAAGCAUUCAUUACAAGCUCACCUACGGAUUCACACAAAUGAAAAGCCUUUCAAAUGUCCUCAUUGUGAUUAUGCAAGUGCCAUCAAAGCCAACUUGAGUGUACACCUGCGCAAACAUACAGGGGAAAAAUUCAGCUGUGAGUACUGCUCCUUCAGCUGCCUGAGCAAAGGACAUCUCAAAGUACAUGUAGAGCGGGUGCACAAGAAGAUAAAGCAACACUGUCGCUUCUGCAAAAAGAAAUACUCUGAUGUUAAAAAUCUACUUAAGCAUGUACGAGAGAGCCACGACAUGGUGGAUAAGAAGGUUAAAGAUAACUAUGAUGAGCUUUGCCUACAGACCAGAGAAGGCAAAAGGCAGCUUCUUUAUGACUGCCACAUCUGUGAUCGUAAGUUCAAGAAUGAACUUGAUAGAGAUCGUCACAUGAUGGUCCAUGGGGAUGAGAGACCUUAUGCUUGUGAACUCUGUGAUCAUGGAGUCACCAAAUUUCAAGCUCUGGAAGCGCAUAUACGUAAACAUCCAUUCAUCUACCUCUGUGGUGUAUGUCUCAAUAAGUUUGUUAGUUCGGUAAGGUUAAGAUCACACAUCAAGGAUGUCCACCCUGAUUUAGAAGAAUCUAUUAUAUUUGGUGAAUCUAUUAAUCAAAGUUUUUGUUUGUUAGAGCCUGGGGGUGACAUUCAGCCAGAUUCACUCAAAGAACAAGAGCUUCAAAUUACAGAGGAAAUGACUUUACUGAAGACUCAGAAUGCAUUGGUAGAAGAGUUAGUUGCGACAGAUGACUUUUCUGGCAAAGAAAAUGUACAUUCACUGACUGAAACUUGUCAGGAUGAUCAUGUUCUAGUCCAAGAGGCAGUCUGUACAGAAGUGAGGGAAAUUACUGAACAGCAUACUCAUGAUUUGCCUGGGGAUAAAGUACAAGAUAAUAGAGUUAUGAAUACAGAUAAUGGACAUGUUGUUUCUGAAGAAUGCACAGAUGCUUUCAAUCCAGAGUCCAUGGUUGACUCGACUGAUAAUCAGCCUUCCAGUAAAGAGAAUAACUCGCCAAUAGUUGAACAUUCUCGACCAGAUAAGCCUGUAGUUGAUGUUCUGCCAUUAGAGAGCAUGGAUAAACUUCCAGUCCAAAAUCACUUGACUUUAUCAAUAAAUUAUCAUUCUACUGGGGAAGAAGUAUUGAGUAAGAAAGAGCCUGAAAACAGUGGAAACUAUGAAGUAAUAAGUGAAACUGUACAAAUGACAGGAAAGAACAUUUUAUCUGAUCCAGAUGAACAAGUCAACAACAAACUGGAGUCAGAUUCUCCAGUACAAUAUGCAGCAUUUAAGAAGAUUCUGGAUGGUAUGCAGAAGAGGCAGCUAAACAGAGAUCUCUUUGAGAGGAUUAGAAAAGUCUAUGGCGAUCUGGAAUGUGAAUAUUGUGGUAAACUUUUUUGGUAUCAAGUGCAUUAUGAUAUGCACAUCCGCACUCAUACCCGUGAGCAUCUCUAUUAUUGCUCCCAGUGCAGCUAUUCCUCCAUUACGAAAAACUGUCUGAAACGUCAUGUCAUUCAGAAACACAGCAAUAUUCUCCUCAAGUGCCCCACUGAAGGCUGUGAAUAUACAACGCCAGACAAAUAUAAGCUUCAAGCGCAUCUUAAAAUACAUACCGAGCUGGACAAAAGGAAUUACAAUUGCCCAGUGUGUAUGAAGUCCUUUCCAGAAGAUCGGCUUAUAAAGUCUCACAUUAAAACUAACCACCCAGAGGUGUCAAUGAACACCAUCUCUCAAAUUCUCGGAAGACGAGUGCAGUUAAAAGGUUUGAUAGGGAAGCGAGCAUCAAAAUGCCCUUACUGUGACUGUUAUUUCAUGAGAAAUGGAUCAGACCUGCAGCGACAUAUAUGGGCUCAUGAAGGACUCAAGCCCUUCAAGUGCUCUGUGUGUGAUUAUGCAACUCGCAGCAAGAGCAAUCUUAAGGCUCAUAUGAAUCGACACAACACUGAGAAAACUCAUUUGUGUGACAUGUGUGGGAAGAAAUUUAAAUCAAAAAGCACUUUGAAAAGUCACAAGUUGUUACAUACAGCUGAUGGUAGACAAUUUAAAUGCACUGUGUGUGAGUACACAGCAGCCCAAAAACCUCAGCUACUUCGUCAUAUGGAGCAGCAUGCUUACUUUAAGCCUUUUCGAUGUGCUCAUUGCCAUUACUCCUGCAACAUAUCAGGGUCUCUGAAAAGACAUUAUAAUCGCAAACAUCCAAAUGAGCAGUAUGCAAAUGCUGGUAUGGGUCCUCCUGCUGUGGAUGUAUUAAUACAGCAAGGUGGCGUAAAGUGUCCAGUGUGCAAUUAUGUCUAUGGGACUAAAUGGGAAAUGAACAGACACCUGAAGAAUAAACAUGGUCUGAAACUGCUGGAGGUUAAAGGUGACACCAAAUGGGAGCAGGUUGUAGAAUCCACAGUUGAGGAGUCCUCUACCCAAUAUCUUCAUACUGCAGAAUCUGAAGAUUUAAAAGGAACUGAAGCAGCUGUGGCAGCUCUGCAAGAUCUCAGAUAUAACACAGAAAAUGGUGACAGAUUGGAUCCCACAGCAGUGAAUAUCCUUCAACAAAUAAUUGAAAUGGGAGCAGAAAACCAUGAUGCUGCGGUUGCAUCAGUUGUUGCCAUGGCCCCCGGCACUGUCACUGUAGUGGAGCAGGUGGCUGAAGAGCAACAACAAACAGAUCAUGCUGUGAUGAUCCAGGAAGCCUUACAGCAGGCGUCUGUAGAACUGGGUGAAGAGCACCAUUUAGUGGUCUCCUCCGAUGACAUGGAAGGAAUCGAGACUGUCACUGUGUACACACAGGGCGAGGACGCCUCUGAGUUUAUUGUCUAUGUUCAGGAGGCCGUGCAGGCAGAGGAGGAGCAAACUGUAGAAACCCUUUAAGACUCUGAGAAAAACACAGAUGAGUAAUUGUAUAUUUUUGAUUUCCUUCAUUGUUUAAAGUCUUUUGUUAAAAAGGAAUAAAUUGCCAUUUUACUUUAACUGGAUGUAAAAUAAUGUGAAUUACUGAGCUGCCACUUUGGAGUUUAAUUUCUUAUCAGAAAAAUCAGGGGCCAAAUAAAUAGAGCUUGGCAGUGAUGUAAAAUUGUGGGUAACCUUUAAACCUGAUUGUUGCCUGUAUCUUAUUUUUUAUGAUAUGAAUGCAGAAUCGCGGAAUGUUGAUUUUAUUCUUAACAGGUACAUUUAAAAUGUAUAGAUUUGUGCACAUGUAAAUAAUAUCAGAAAAAUGAUUAUAAUUAUUUUAAAGAGUGCAUACAUUUUUGUAAGUAAAGAUGAAGAACAAAAAUAUUAAUAAUUUAAAAAAAAGAAAUUGCUUUGCCUCA
Erpetoichthys calabaricus (reedfish) is the source of this 4341-nucleotide messenger RNA. RefSeq names its product zinc finger protein ZFAT-like. The record is from RefSeq and is a predicted model, not a curated record. Gene Ontology annotation, cellular component: nucleus; chromosome. The coding region runs from base 176 to 3901 and encodes 1241 amino acids. Gene Ontology annotation, molecular function: chromatin insulator sequence binding. Gene Ontology annotation, biological process: regulation of transcription by RNA polymerase II. NCBI's taxonomy places the organism in Eukaryota, Metazoa, Chordata, Cladistia, Polypteriformes, Polypteridae. The transcript is spliced from 16 exons.